UGCUUGAUAUGUUUCCUCUAGAACAAAAAGGAAGAGACCAUGUCAUCAUAACAUCCAUACCAAACCAGCUAACUCCACUUCUUUAAAAAGAACACGUACGACUUUGGGUUUACACUGAACAUCAUUUCUUUGUAUUUUCCAGAAAUCAGCGAAAUCACGGACUGAAUUACGACGUCAAAGGGAGGCAGAGGAGGUGAAGGAAAGCAUUGAUGCAUUUGAAGCAAGCAUGAGGGCUGUGAUUCCACCAGCUAGUCCAAUAGGGAUUGAAGGGGAAUCUAACCGAGAAGUGGAUGCCGAAAUUGACGCAUUCCUUAGCUCAAAAUCUCCAAAGAAACCGGUGGAUCCAUUGUCUUAUAUUAAACCCAGGUCAAAUGAUGAUUACAUCAAUAAAAUCAGGACAAGACUGGAAGAAGACUCAGUCGCUAGGAAGGAAAGAGAAAAGAGAAGAAGGCGGGUUUUGAUUGAGCAGAUGAAAGCUCAUGAAGCUCAAGAGGAAGCUCACCGUGAAGAGAUGCUUGUUAACAGACUAAUGAGGCAAUCACAGCAAGAGAGAAGGAUCGCUGUUCAACUCAUGCAGAUUCGUCACGAAAAGGAAGUCAUUCGACAAAACAGGAUAUUUAGAGAAAAACAAUAUGCUGAAAGAAGGUUGAAAGACUUUGAUGAUGCACUAACAAGAGAAGCGGAACUAUGUCGUCAAGCUAGAAUAGAAUAUGCAGAGGAAACAAGAAAAGCCCAGGAAUUACAUGAUAAAAUAAAAGCUGAGAUUGCAGAAGCAAAGUACAACAAGCACUACAAUAUCUGUUGGGAGGCAAGUUCCUUUCAUCAAGCUCCUUAUCCGAUAAAAAGGGUAGUUGCUGAAAUAAAGAGGAAUUCCCGGUCUUUUAAACCUCUCGAUUACCGGAAGCAAUUUUUUUUUGCUUCCUUGACAUACAGUUGCUCUAAAUAUGUAUGCGAUGCUGCAGAGUACAUGGUGCUUGAUCUGCAAAGACUUGUACAAGAAAGAAAGAUUUUUCGAACAAACCCAAUAUUUUACAGGCCUCCCCCUCCUCCACCGGAGUUUCCACCGUUUCCAAUCAAGGUGUGUUUUCUUGGGAAGUUCUUCAGUGGUAAAACUUCAGCCAUUAAUAAAAUUCUUGAUGGUCAUCGAAUGGUGCGACUGUCUGUUGAUGAUCUUGUUGCUGAUGCUGUAGAGGCUUUUAAAAACAACGAGUGUAUUGAAGAACCUCCAGAAGAACAAACCAUACAAAAUGAAGACGUCUCUUCCAAGAAGGUGAGCAUCCAAGAUGAGACUGGAAAGAGUAAAGACCAACCCUCAGAGACUUCUGGGGCUGCCACGCCACAAUCAUCCGCGCCUGAAGAGGGGACUGGGGAAGUGAAAGACAGCGAAGAUCCCAACAAAAUAGAAGAAAAACAAGCUAGCGAAGCCGGGGAAAGUGACGAGAAGAGAGAUAAAACCAAAGAAGAACUGGAGAAAGAAAACUCUGAAGUCAAAGAGGAUGAAAAGAAAACACCAACCAAAUCUAAAGAUCUGGAGCCAGUGCCGUCCAAAACUAAAGGACCCAUGCCCACCACUCGUGCGAAGCUGGGAUCAAAAGCUUAUGGUUUCCUCAAGAAAGGAAAAGCAACACCAGACCAACUGUUGGUGGACAUCAUGGUGGAAGCAGUCAGGCAAGUACCAGAAGGUACUGGUUGGAUAAUGGACGGAUUUCCAAGCACCAUCAACCAAGCCAAGAUGUUGGAGAAAGCUCUUAGCGGGUAUGACGCACAGAAAGAAGCUAAGGACGCUAAAGCUGCAAAAGAACCCAGUAAAGUUAGCAAGACAAAGAAAUCCAGACUCGCCCCAGACCCUCAUCCGCCUCCUGAGGCCCCUGCACCCAAGAGCGGUAUUGACCUGGUGUUAUUGUUCGACCUGCCUGAUGAAGUCUCCCUGAAGAGAGCUGAAGGAAGAACUUAUGAUCCCAUGUCUGCUGAACAGUUCCACCAAGAGUACAAUCCUCCAGUGGAGGGCAGUUACACAGGAAUGAACAAACAAGAGAAGAUUGUUGCUGUUACUGAUCCGUCAAAUGACCGCGAGCAGGUCCAACAGAGGAUCGUAGGUUUUGUUGACGCCUGGCCGAAGCUGGAAAAAUGGUUCACCAAGUUCGGGAUUCUUCAGCGGGUUGACGCAAAUACUGGUCAAGAGGAACUGUACGACGAAGUGUCCGCCUUACUGAAUGAAACUUACCAGAAGUUAAUUGCACCACCCGAGGAAACUCCCUCUGAACCUUCCGUACAGCCAGGACAAGCAGCUGAAGGUGAAGCACAAACUGGAGCUCAACCCAUGCAAGGUGACGGGCCCCCAAGCGAGGGCCCGGGAAGUGAAGGUGCUACAGUUCCUCCUGAUAGUGUACCUCUAACGUCCGAUGCCCCGUCUGAGGCAGGAGCCAAAUCCGAAGUCAAAUCGGAGAAGGGUACCACAAAGAGUAAGGGAGACUCUAAACCAGGUUCGCCAAAGUCCAGAAAGAGCAAAAAGGACCGUUCGCCCUCCCCGACCGCCUCUAAGAAGGGAACUAAAAGCCGCAGCCCCACCCCUCCCANCAGAUUUCCUCGAAAUUUUAAUUUUGCUGGAGUUCUUACCUCGCAAUGGGAGAAUAUCGAAGAAGUCUACGUGGGAUCAUGUAAAAAGGUUUUUGGAAUGAUCAGAAACGAGAGGGAACUUAUUCACAGAUAUUUCUACGGAACAAGAAAAGACUUUGUCGAGUUUUUGAAGAGACCAGAUGAGAAGCAAGAGUAUGUUCUGCAAUGGCAGAAGUCAUAUAACGACGUGGCUGAAGACAUGAGGGGAGACGAUGAUACCAAGGCUGAACUUCAUCAACAACUUGAUGAUCUUUGUGACCGUCUGUUCGAUAUCUGUGAUAACCGCAAAGAGCUGGCAGAGAAGGAGCGGCAGUCAGUGAUAAGUGAAGGAUGGCUGGAGGAUCGGCUGGGUCUACUGACAAACUUCUACAUCACACUCAUGCAGGCAGAGGUGGACAGAUAUCAAGAUACCGUGUGCUUGUUGAGAGAUUACUAUGUGGGCAUGGAAGGCAAAAUACCGUGUGAAGCAGUCAGUGACCACGCGCGCUUACCUCUUGUGGAACUUCCGCUGACUGUAAGACCGCAGUCAGCUUCGUCCAAGUCAGGAGGUAGCGAAAGUGCCACAAACUUAGCAGCUGCUGAAAAAACUGAGGUGAAGAGUCCGUCGGGGAGGAAAGAUAAGGAUAAAGGUGCUUCAAAGACGCCUGAACCUACAGAAACACUAGAUGAAGAACAGAAACCUCGCAUUCCGUUAGUUCCCCGCCGUCCAAAGUCUGGUGAACCAGGCACCGGAAAAGGAAAGGACAAGAAAGGUGACAAGAAAAAAGAUAAAUCCGCUGACCCCGAUAAACCUGACACACCAGUGCCGCCUUCAGACCCGGAUGAGAAGCUUGUCUUUGAUGCAUAUAUCAUGGCCCUGACGGUCAUUGAGACAUUGGCCUUGAUAGAUCAGACAGAGCAAGAAGCAGAAGCCCUCAGACAGGCAGAGCUUGAAAAAGAGAAAGAACGAGAGGCGCUACAAAAGAAAGCAAAAGACAAAAAAGACAAGAAAGGAAGAAAGAGUCCAGGAAAGGGAUCACCAUCUAAGACUGAGACUCCUCCACCUCCUCCACCAGAAGACCAGGAGGGACAAUCAGAGGAGGAAAUACUCAAACAGAAGACAAAGGAGAGAGCAAGGAAAGAAUUCCUUGGAGCUGUAGCCUCAGAAGAUACCGGAUUGAAAACCCGAUUGGAAAUGAUCAAGAACCACGCUAUUGCAGUGCUUCAAGAACUUAAGGGCAAGGCCGACUCAACUUACAAAGACAUGGAUGACUGGUUGGGAGAAAGGUUCCUACAGGAAGUCGAAAGCAUUAAGGAAAUGGCUGAGGCGAUACGUUUUGCUGUCGAGAGAGAAGAAAAGGUACAAGAAGAAAGUCUCCUCAAGGACAAAGACUUCGUUGUUGAUCUGGACACAAAGACUUUCAAGACACCCACACCGCCCCCUCCUCCGAGCCCUAUUGAGGUACCUCAGAGUGAUACCUUCACCGUGGCCCAAUUAUUGAAGUUAUACCAACAGCUUGUGGAGACAGCCCCAACAGGCGUCAUCUCUAACCGCGCAUUCUGUGACAUCAUCAUGGAUAUGACAACUCUGACGCACGGAAUGGAGUUGCUUCCAGACUCCUGGAUGAACAUAACACAGCCACAGUUACAGGACGUUUGCGCACUACUUGCUUUAGAAACUGAAUUCAUUGAUUGGCGGAAAUUUCUGCUGGCGGCCGCGCAGCCCUGGCCCCCAGCUUCUAAGAUGGAUCUGUUGAUGACUCUGGAGCGGUGUCGUGAGGUGGACUCGUCAUUCUUCGGGAGGGUGACUCAGGAACAAUUUGACCAGGUAGAUCUGUGGUUUUCUGGGCAACAAGAGCUAGAAAAUCCGCAGGACCAAGAUGUGCCUCCUGUAUUUGACAGACAAGGAAAGCUAAAGAACGCGUUUUAUGAGAUAUUUGCCGAUCAUAACCGUGACGCUGGUUUCUCUUCUCUGGAUUACGUUGACAUGCUAUUGUAUUUUGCUGCCGAUCCAGACCCCUUGGAUGGUGUACUCCGCGCCCUGAGUGUGGCUGCAAAUCAACCAAUGCCUUCCAGCAAAUCUUUAGUUCAUCUGCCUCAACCAAUGACAGACGACUACGGAGGUGACGUCAGUGUUCCACAAAUCCAGGAACCCACGUCACCACCACCUGAAAUGGACUCACUUGUUACAUUGGACAACCUGAUGAAGGUUUUCCACCACGGUGAAGGACGACUAGAAGACACUUACCGCUUGAGUUUGACUGCUAACCCGGAUGACGCAUUUGCUAGGGAGCGUUUAGCGGGAGUGUUUUUGGAGCUUGGUGCAGAGGAAACAGAGGCCGUCCCAUUCCACCUGUUAUACCAACAUCCUAUCAUACAGGACUGCGUGCAUAUGUGUCAGCGGUUCAAGGCACUGGAUCUUCGAAACUCUUUCAAGAGUUCCUCCCUAGAUUCCUUUGAAUAAAUACUGCAAUACUAAUUUAUUCAUUAUUUUAACUUCGUAAACCAUCGAUUUGGAACUACACUUUCGUUGAAAACUUACUUCACAUACAUUUGUAGAUUUAGCCUGUACAGUGAAUGUACAUCGAACACCGUUUGCCUAUUGUGAAUUUCUAGCGCGUGCAAUAAAGAAUUUGAAAAGAA
Molecule: messenger RNA, 5238 nt
Organism: Orbicella faveolata
Lineage: Eukaryota; Metazoa; Cnidaria; Anthozoa; Scleractinia; Merulinidae
Product: sperm flagella and cilia-associated protein 2-like
Molecular function (GO): protein binding
Source: RefSeq, a predicted model, not a curated record